AUGGCGCCCAUUGCAUCCACCGUCUCGUCGCAUGCGGAAGGAGUGUCUGACACUGCGAGGGCUAGAGAGCUGUACAAGUACUACCAACCAUCUGCACCCAUCAAUGCCGAUACACCAUUCACUAUUGAUCCGAUCUCUUCUUCCUCUUCCACUUCUACCCGCGAUGACCCCUCCAUAAAUACUCCUGUCCAUUCAGACAUCACGUCCUCCAAAAUAUCCUCUCCCGAUACUGCCUUGACUGCCUUUUGCCAGCUCACAGCAUGGCGAACCGGAGCGCAAAGGGCCAUGAUAGGCCUCAUCGACGCCGAGACACAAUAUUUCGUCGCAGAAAGCACGAGGACCAUUGAUCUGGUAGACGCAGCCCAACAUGGACCUGGAGAUGAUCUGUGGUUGGGUUGCAGCAACGUUUCCAAGUCUGGCAAACUAUGCGAGAGGACUAUUGCAGUUCCCCCAACACGGACCGGGGAGUAUCCCUCGUUUGUUGUUAACGACCUUCUCAAAGAUGACCGAUUCAACCAGUUACCUUUCGUUCAAGGCCCUCCCAAUCUUCGCUUUUAUGCAGGAGUGCCCCUCAUAACUAAAAGAGGAAUAGGAAUUGGCAGUUUAUUCAUUGUAAACGACAAGGUUCAAGAUGGACUUCCCAAAGACGACCUCCACUUCAUGGGUACCAUGGCACAGACUAUAAUGAAACAUAUGGAGAUGGUUUCGGAAGUGGAGCAACACAGGCGGGGCAUGAAGAUGUCUCGAGGCCUGGCCUCAUUUGUUGAGGGCCGCUCUGAGCUUGUGGAAGCAGACGUGGAUGCCGAAGAUGGAGAGGGGACGCGCAUUGUAGGCCAAUUUGAAACCGACUCGAUUAUCACCAAAACAAAAUCAAAAAGCUCGCGCUCGCAGUCGCAGCGGGAUUCAGUCGUUUCUGUGGGAUCUGUGAGUAGCGUUGAACGCAAGGAGCAAGAAUACGCCAGUUCCUUGGCAUCUAGAACGGAAGAGGUCUUAAUAGCUGCAUAUGCCGAUGCGGAUGACCCCAGCCAUCGUCCGGAACUCACAAGCACAACACAUCCCAAUUCCUCGACAUCUAUUGGAACCGCUUUUACCGUCUCAUCGCCACAGGACAACGACAGGUCUGGUGCGACUCCUGGAAGCGAGACGUCCGAAGAUUCGGCACAAAAGAUUAUAUGUUCACGGGCCGCAAACCUUAUCAGAGAGACUUUUGAGGUUGAUGGUGGUUGCGUCUUUUAUGAUGCCCAAGGAGGAUUUGCCAACGACUCGCAAGGGAUGCCAGAGGCUAGCGACGCAUCAAAUCGAGACGACAUGCAAGAUAGUACACCGGAUGGUCAAUUUGGGAGCGGCGACGAAGCUCACUCGUCGAAUGAGAUGUCUGCUGAUGAUGUUCCUUUUCCAGCUGUGCCAUCCCCUGGUUCCCCCGGUCUCGGCGUUCGUUCAUUUUCUCAAACUACUACAGCGUCCAAGAAGAUUGUUGAUGUUUUGGGCUUCUCUACUCCGGGCGCUGCCUCGAUCCAUGGCGAUGAACUACCCGGGUAUCAAACUUUUAAGCCUUUUGAUGAGAAAUCACUUCACACCCUAUUGCGCCGCUACCCCCGAGGGAAAAUGUGGACCUUUGAUUCAGAUGGAGCAAUAUCUUCAUCAUCCGAAGAGGAGCAAUAUAAGCCUAUUAGCAAAGACCCCAUGCAACGUCAAAAGGAUGCGAACAGGCGUAAAGCUAGAAGUGAAAAGGCCAAGGCCGAUUCCAAAUUUUUGUCUCGCCACUUUCCUGGCAUACGGCAGCUACUGUUCGUUCCGCUCUGGGAUGCGGGACGCUCCCGCUGGCUAAGUGGCUGCUUUGUAUGGUCCACAGAGGUCACGCGUAUUUUGUCAAAACAGAAUGAACUUUCCUUUUUGUCUGCAUUUGGCAACUCCGUCAUGGCGGAAUGGUCACGAAUUGAUACAGAAAUCGCAAACCAAAAGAAGGGAGACUUUAUUGGGAGUAUAUCUCACGAACUACGAUCUCCUCUUCAUGGUAUUCUCGCAAGUGCCGAGUUCUUGGGUGAUGAGGUUAAGAGCACAUUUGAGCAGAGCAUGGUUGAGACAAUAUCCAGCUGUGGCCGGACGCUCCUUGACACCAUUAAUCACGUGCUAGACUUCUCCAAAAUCAAUCACUUCGAGAGAACAUGGCGAAAGAACAAACGGCGCGGUAACCGGCCUGGUACUUCAUAUUCAAUAAAAUCAGACUUGCCCAUGAUUAAUCUCUAUGCCGAUAUUGAUAUCUCGGUCAUCUGCGAGGAAGUCGUGGAAAGUGUCUUUGCUGGUCACAUCUUUCAAAACGGCACUGCUGCUAAUUUCGACAUGGUCCGAGAUACCCGGGACCAGACGAAUAGUACUCAAAUACGGGGUCCAACAAUUUCCGAGCCUUUGCUCGGUACAAGCACACUGCAACAGCCCAAAGUUUCUGUCGUCUUUGAUGUCGACGUGCAUAAUUAUCAAUUCACAACACAACCCGGAGCCUUUCGGCGUGUUGUCAUGAAUCUUCUUGGGAAUGCGCUCAAGUAUACGUCGCAUGGUUAUGUGAGAAUCAAACUAGGCUGUUCACCAAUGGAUGACUUUCAAGAUCCAGAUACAGGAGAGGUUGUUCCAAGAGCUAUGGUGUCAUUGACAGUUACGGAUACCGGUAAAGGCAUUGCGCCAGAGUUUUUGCGCUCGAAGCUUUUCACCCCGUUCGCACAAGAGAACUCUCUCUCAAGCGGGACAGGUCUUGGUUUGGCUAUUGUCAAGAGUAUCGUUCACAUUCUUGAAGGCGAUAUUAGAAUUGAGAGUGAAGUAGGAAGGGGCACUCAGGUACGAGUUAAUCUUCCUCUACUUCGUCAACUGCCCAAACAUGUCGACUCUGCAUCUACAAAUACGCCCAAGUCUAUAAAUUCUCUUCCGCAUGAGCCAGAGGAAUCCAUAACAAAGUUACGAUUUCGCGUACAAGGCCAGCGAGUCUCGCUACACGGUUUUGACAUAGAUUCCCCGGAUCCUGCCGUGAAGAAGACGGGAGAGCUCUUAAAGGCUUCGGUUGCGCAAUUUGUCACUGAAUGGUUUGGCCUACAGCUGGUUCCAUUAGGGCAGAAAGCCGGUAUCAUUAUUUCCAACGAGGCCAACGCCGAUACCGUCUCACAAAUAAUCCAUCACUCCCGCAUCACCCACAACAAGCGGCCAUCGAUAGUAGUGCUUUGCUCUCACACAUCCCGCUUUGAUCGCACAUCUUUUCAAACCGAUUCAAGAUCAAACGUCGGAUAUGUGGUCAAGCCAAUUGGCCCUCUCAAAUUAGGGAAAGCGAUCGCGCAGUGUCUAGAAGGAGUGAGUCAGGCUACACCCAACCCACUCGAUGCUCCGCAACCAGAAAGCGACUUGAGCAACAUGUUUGAAGAGAUGUCACUCAACCCAAAACGAAGCGAAGUAUUGGACAACAGUCGGAUGGCAGCAGACAGUGAUAACGCUCGGAAGGUCAUAGAAAGUCCAACUCCAAAUGCAUUAGAGAUAGCGGAGUAUCCCUUCCCGGUUCCAGAGAAACAACCCACUAGUCCCGAGUUGAAAAAUGUGCCAGCGGCGGAGAAACCAGAAAACAAGCCUCCAGGGCUUCGAAUUUCCGAGACUGCCAUCAACACUAAGCUGCCUAGUAAGGACGUAUCAUCCCCGCAAAAUCCCAAACCAUCAUUCCUCCUUGUCGAUGACAACGCCAUCAACCUCACCCUCCUGUCAACCUCAAUCGGUAAACGCAAACACUCAAUUAUUGACACCGCCAUGGACGGCGUCGCCGCCGUUCAAAGAUACUCGGAUCGCGAAGAAGGCUACGAUAUCGUGUUUAUGGAUAUCUCGAUGCCGUUACUCGAUGGUUUUGGAGCUACAAAAGAAAUUCGCGCGCUUGAACAACACCGCAAGAUGAACUCUACAGCUGGAAAUGGUGCUAGUGGGAAAGGACUUACGCCAGCGCUGAUCAUUGCGCUCACUGGACUGGCUUCUAGUGAGGAUCAAGCUCGAGCGGCUGCUGUUGGAGUUGAUUUGUUUUUGACCAAGCCUGUUAGUUUUAGAGAGGUGAAAAAGAUGUUGGAUAAUUGGGAGGCGAAUAGGAUAAAGUGA
Lachnellula hyalina is the source of this 4113-nucleotide messenger RNA. Its product is annotated as Hybrid signal transduction histidine kinase B. The transcript has 6 exons. Gene Ontology annotation, molecular function: protein binding; histidine phosphotransfer kinase activity; phosphorelay sensor kinase activity. Gene Ontology annotation, biological process: protein autophosphorylation; phosphorelay signal transduction system. The coding region runs from base 1 to 4113 and encodes 1370 amino acids. NCBI's taxonomy places the organism in Eukaryota, Fungi, Ascomycota, Leotiomycetes, Helotiales, Lachnaceae. The record is from RefSeq and is a predicted model, not a curated record.